ACCAAAUCGUCAACAAACAGUAGCCUUACAGUACCGUCGCCCUAAUCUACCAGUGCGACGAUGGUGCAACAGCUGCCACAGACUGGACCCUCCGUCCACGAAGAGCUCUUGGAUAUCCUGAAGGCCAAUGUCGAGACUGAGAAAGAACCGAAGCCCAAGACAGAGGUUGAACCUUUCCGCCGCAAGAUCGUCUGGUUCAACGCCCUCGGUUUCCUUGCCCUUCACAUUGCUGCCGUGUACGGCCUCUACCUUGGCAUCUUUAGGGCUCAGAUCGUCACCUCUUUCUGGGUAAUUUUCCUGAUGAUUGCGGCGGGCCAAGGAGUCACCAUGGGAGCUCAUAGACUGUACUCACACAAAGCAUUCAAAGCUAAACCGAUGCUCAGGCUGGCUCUGGUGCUCCUACAGACUAUGGCUGGACAGAACUGCUUGUACAUCUGGGUGCGCGACCACCGACAACACCACAAGUACAGUGACACCGACGCCGACCCCCACAACGCCAACAGGGGCUUCUUCUUCUCCCACAUCGGAUGGCUCAUGAGCCGCAAGCAUCCCGAAGUGAUCGCCAAGGGCAAGAACAUCGACAUGUCCGACUUAGAGGCUGACCCCUUCGUCAUGUUUCAGAAGAAGUAUUACAAGACUCUCUACGUGAUCCUAUCAUUGACAUUCCCUCUGCUGGUCCCCUACUGGCUCUGGGGAGAGGAUAUCUUCGUCUCCUUCAUGUACACGUACGUGACUCGGACAAUUGUCAGUCUGAACAUCACAUGGCUCGUCAACAGUGCAGCCCACAAGUACGGGAACAAGCCAUACACCAGUGACAUAGUGCCCGUGGAGUGUGAGCUGGUAUCGAUGUUCGGUAUGGGCGAGGGCUGGCACAACUACCACCACACGUUCCCCUGGGACUACAAGGCGGCGGAGUUGGGGCAGAGGUACAACAUGACCACAUCUCUCCUGGAUCUGUUUGCGCGCUGGGGAUGGGCGUACGACCUGAGGGCGGCGACCCCUGCCAUGGUGCAGCACCGGGUACUCCGGCGCGGUGACGGUUCUCACCCCCUGGCAGCGGCCAAGCCCGACACACCAGACCAACCCCCCGCACGGGAUGUCCUCAGGAGACCUGGGCUGUAGGAGGACAAAAUACAACUUUAAGUAUUCUGAAGACUAAUGUUCAAUUCUUCCAGGCAUUUUGUAUGGAAUUCAUGUGAUAUUAUUAUUAAUUUCUUUGGUUGAAGUUUGUUUUUGACGAAGGAAGAACUGUGAAGGAAUCAGGAUUUUACCGAAAAUUUGCCAUCGUUCAGUAACGUUUCGAGAUCUGCAAUCUGAUCUCUUCCUCAGGUGAAUAACUAAUCCAACACAUUUGGUUCAAAUAAACAAAUCAUACCAAAGCUUGUGACAUGCUUAGUCACAACAACUCAAUGGAAACCAACUUUAAAAUAUACCCGUAAUAAACACAACACGACUUAUUAAACCUGAACUACGGAAUUUUUUGUGUUACUAAACGAUGACAAAUAUUAGGAAAACUAUGUCAUUCCUUCAUUAUUAAGUUGUCAAGUAUUGGUCUCAUGUUUUGCUUGUAAAGUUUUGGCUUUAAAAGUGUAUAUGGUAUUUUUAAUAUAACUUUUAAACAAUC
Messenger RNA from Homalodisca vitripennis (glassy-winged sharpshooter), 1624 nucleotides. RefSeq names its product acyl-CoA Delta-9 desaturase-like. The transcript is spliced from 6 exons. NCBI's taxonomy places the organism in Eukaryota, Metazoa, Arthropoda, Insecta, Hemiptera, Cicadellidae. Gene Ontology annotation, biological process: unsaturated fatty acid biosynthetic process. Gene Ontology annotation, cellular component: endoplasmic reticulum membrane. Bases 61 to 1122 code for a protein of 353 amino acids. Gene Ontology annotation, molecular function: iron ion binding; stearoyl-CoA 9-desaturase activity. The record is from RefSeq and is a predicted model, not a curated record.